CCAAAGUCGAAUCGAGAUCGAGAUCGUCACAAAACAUACCACCUCUCGGUAGACAUAUAAGAAGGAGUACUCCGACUGAUACCCUCACACUUAUAUCUUAAAAACCUCAAGCACAAAACAAUCAUCGAAAUGGACUUUGCUAUUCAGGACAAGGAGGGCAACCUCUCGCUUCCCAACGGUACCACCGUCAACGGCACUAGUAACGGCGCUUCCACCCCUUCCACCAACGGCAAUGCCAACUCGCAAUCCGCCUCCAUCCCCCUGCCCGUCCGAUCGGACCCUUCGACCACCCAGAGGUCUUCCCACACGGGAACUUUCGGUGUCAAGUCCGGUCUCGCCCAGAUGUUGAAGGGAGGUGUGAUCAUGGACGUCAUGAACGUCGAACAGGCCAAGGUCGCAGAGGAGGCGGGAGCCGUCGCCGUCAUGGCGUUGGAGAGGAUCCCGAGUCUGAUCAGGAGUCAGGGUGGAAUCGCCAGGAUGUCCGACCCUACGAUGAUCAAGGACAUCAUCGACACCGUCUCCCUGCCCGUCAUGGCCAAGGUCCGAAUCGGACACUUUGUCGAGGCUCAGAUCUUGCAGGCCAUUGGCGUCGACUACAUUGACGAGUCCGAAGUCUUGACCAUGGCCGACGAUGUUAACCACAUCCACAAGGCUCCCUUCAACACCCCCUUCGUGUGUGGAGCCAAGAACCUGGGUGAGGCUCUCAGGAGGAUCGGUGAGGGUGCCGCCUUUAUCCGAUGCAAGGGAGAGGCUGGUAGUGGAAACGUCAUCGAGGCCGUCAAGCACGUCCGAACGCUCAACUCUGAGAUCAGGAAGGCUAGCACCCUGUCCGAGGAGGAGCUUUACACUUACGCCAAGGAAAUCUCGGCUCCUUACCACUUGUUGAAGGAGACUGCCAGGCUGAAGAGGCUGCCCGUCGUCAUGUUCGCUGCUGGAGGUAUCGCUACUCCUGCCGACGCCGCCUUGAUGAUGCAGCUCGGAUGUGAUGGUGUCUUUGUCGGAUCCGGUAUCUUCGCCUCGGGCAACCCCGCUCAGCGAGCCAAGGCCAUCGUCCAGGCCACCACCCACUACAACAACCCCAAGAUGCUCGCCGAGGUCUCGGCCAACUUGGGAGAGGCCAUGUCCGGAGUAGACGUUGCCGACAACAUGCCCGGUGGAAGGAUGGCUGGUAAGGGCAACUAGGGUGGAUAAUUUUGUUGAGGUUGUUUCAGAUUAUCGUAACCUGCGAUAAGGGGGUUCGUUUUUGUCUUGUGCAUCGUGCGAUUAUACAAAAGUCAUACGCAAAGCCUUCUCAUUUGGCAUAUGGGGAUGCUUCAGAGUUUACCUGGAAGUUCAAGUUGUGGGCACGAGAAGGAGGCUUCCGCACAUCGUCACGACAAGUCAUUUAUGGGGCAAAUCCCAGGCUGACCUUGUUUCAACGAUGGUCGAAGUAGACGCUCAGGUUGAAGAA
This is a messenger RNA of Filobasidium floriforme, 1450 nucleotides long. RefSeq names its product vitamin B6 biosynthesis protein. Gene Ontology annotation, molecular function: amine-lyase activity. The record is from RefSeq and is a predicted model, not a curated record. Gene Ontology annotation, biological process: pyridoxal 5'-phosphate biosynthetic process; amino acid metabolic process; pyridoxine biosynthetic process. The transcript is spliced from 11 exons. Bases 130 to 1182 code for a protein of 350 amino acids. Lineage: Eukaryota; Fungi; Basidiomycota; Tremellomycetes; Filobasidiales; Filobasidiaceae.